GUGGAAACCACACUACUUUUCAACACCUCCCUUUUACUCACACUAAUAAUUCUUCUUACACCAAUCCUCCUGCCCCUCCUAUCGACAAAACUCCAAAACACACCCUUAAUUAUUACAACCACUGUCAAAAUAGCCUUCUUUACAAGCAUCAUCCCAACAACCAUCUUCAUCUACUCAGGAACAGAAGCAAUUAUUUCCCACUGGUACUGAAGUUUCACCCCCAAUCUCAAAAUCCCACUCAGCUUCAAAAUAGACCAAUAUUCAAUACUAUUCCUCCCUGUAGCCCUAUUCGUAACCUGAUCUAUCCUACAAUUUGCAAUGUGGUAUAUGGCCUCAGAACCUCACGUCACUAAAUUCUUUAUCUACCUAUUAAUAUUCCUAAUUGCCAUAUUGACCCUUACAAUCGCCAACAACAUAUUCAUACUCUUCAUUGGCUGAGAGGGCGUAGGAAUCAUAUCAUUUCUCCUCAUUAGUUGAUGACAUGGACGAGCAGAAGCCAAUACAGCCGCUCUCCAGGCCGUAAUCUACAACCGCAUUGGAGAUGUAGGCCUCAUCCUAAGCAUGGCCUGACUUGCUUCAACCCUCAACACAUGAGAAAUCCAACAAAUCUCAUACGAAAGCCAAACCCCAAUUCUACCCCUCCUAGGCCUCAUUCUAGCCGCCACAGGAAAAUCAGCUCAAUUUGGCCUCCACCCCUGACUCCCAGCAGCAAUAGAAGGUCCAACCCCUGUCUCAGCCUUACUCCACUCAAGCACUAUAGUAGUAGCAGGAAUCUUCCUUCUUGUUCGCAUUCACCCACUCUUAGCCAACAAUCAAACAGCCCUAACAACAUGCCUCUGCCUGGGUGCCCUAUCAACACUAUUUGCUGCCACAUGCGCCUUGACACAAAAUGACAUCAAAAAAAUCAUUGCCUUCUCCACAUCAAGCCAACUAGGAUUAAUAAUAGUCACCAUUGGACUUAAUCUACCGCAACUAGCCUUCCUCCAUAUCUCAACACAUGCCUUCUUCAAAGCCAUACUAUUCCUCUGCUCAGGGUCAAUCAUCCAUAGCCUGGCUGGUGAACAGGACAUCCGAAAAAUAGGAGGCCUACAAAAACUCCUCCCAACAACCACCUCAUGCCUAACUAUUGGUAACCUUGCCCUAAUAGGUACCCCAUUCCUGGCUGGAUUCUACUCCAAGGACCUUAUCAUCGAAAGCCUUAACAACUCAUACUUAAAUGCCUGGGCCCUCUUACUCACCCUACUGGCCACCUCAUUCACCGCCACUUACAGCCUACGAAUGACCCUAAUAGUUCAAUCAGGGUUCAGCCGAAUCCCCCCCAUUACCCCCAUCAAUGAAAACACCCCUCUAGUUAUCAAUCCCAUUACCCGACUCGCACUAGGCAGCAUCAUAGCAGGCCUCCUCAUUACCUCCAACAUCCUACCUACAAAAACACCCCCAAUAACCAUACCAACAAUCAUAAAAACAGCCGCCAUCGUCGUCACAAUCCUAGGUAUCCUCCUAGCACUCGAACUAUCAAACAUAACUCAUAACCUCACGGCCCCUAAACAAAACAUCUACUCAAACUUCUCCACCACAUUAGGUUAUUUUAACCCCUUAGCCCAUCGACUCAGCUCCAUAAAACUACUCAACAACGGACAAAAAAUUGCCUCUCACCUAAUCGACCUCUCAUGAUACAAAAAAAUAGGACCAGAAGGACUAGCCGACCUACAACUUAUAGCAGCUAAAACCUCAACUCCACUACACACCGGAUUAAUUAAAACCUACUUAGGAACAUUCGCACUGUCCAUCCUCAUUCUACUCACACUCACCCACAGA
This is a messenger RNA of Struthio camelus australis, 1818 nucleotides long. Lineage: Eukaryota; Metazoa; Chordata; Aves; Struthioniformes; Struthionidae. The record is from the annotation of a RefSeq genome assembly.